Messenger RNA from Pelodiscus sinensis (Chinese soft-shelled turtle), 561 nucleotides. The record is from RefSeq and is a predicted model, not a curated record. NCBI's taxonomy places the organism in Eukaryota, Metazoa, Chordata, Testudines, Trionychidae.
CUUGCUUGCUUUGCAACAGCUGAAGACACUGAAAACAGGAGAGCAGUGACGGAGCACCAGUUCAUGCACGAUAAAGGAAGAGCACUUCAAGGCCUGAAGAGGCUGAUGUGGCUUCACAACGCCAUAGGUGGUGUGCACACUGCCAGUGCCAGAGACAUCUCGCCAACCGAUUCCGUGUGGGACACGCAGAAGAGCCAAGACCUCCCUGACUUCUAUGACAGUAUCAGCAGGGACGAGAUGCGGAGGCUGGUGAAGCAGCUGCUGCUGGGACUGGCAGAAAAGGAGCAAGCUUUCCCUGUGCUAAAGAAAAUGGAUUUGAGGCAAUAUCUACAAAAUCCAAAGGGUGGCUGGAGCCUGCAAGACCUUUCUGAGCUAUUUCAAGUCAAAGACCAUGGUCUGCACCGCGCAGACAAAGAGCUCUUCCCUCUAGACUGACCCCAGCUCAGUCUGACCAUCGCUUGAAACGUGAGACCUCGUCUUGAGGAUAAGCCCUAAAGUAAAGGUGAACUGCAAGGCUACGUCUACACUGGCAUGAUUUUCCGGAAAUGCUUUUAACGGAAA